UUUUUCAUUAUUAAAGUUAAGGCUCAGUACUGGCUUCAAACUAAUUCAGAUUCAUGUCACAUAGAAGAAGGUAGUGCUCCUCCAUACCAGGAUUUUUUUAAUUUUCAAGGUUCGAACCCAAGACUUCUGGUUACUUUUGUUGGAAAUAUAGAAUAUAAGUAGGCUCUUCAUAAAUCUAACAAGACAGAGAGAGAUAGACUACUUAUAUUACCUAUUGCAUAAAACAACAAGUGGCUCUACCACAAGUGUUUUUAUAUGGAGCCAUGGAAAGACCUGACCGGAAAAGUAGUGAUGGUGACUGGGGCCUCCUCGGGAAUCGGGCUAGAGUUCUGUCUCGACUUGGCAAAAGCCGGCUGCAGGAUCAUUGCUUCCGCUCGUCGUGUUGAUAGGCUGAAAACUCUCUGCAACAAGAUUAAUAAUUCAGAUGGCCUGGCUCGGCGUGCAAUCGCUGUCCAGCUCGACAUCACUGCUGAUAGUGCUACUAUUCAGGCUGCUGUACAAAUAGCUUGGGAUGCCUUCGGACGUAUCGAUGUCUUGAUUAACAACGCAGGCCUUAGAGGUAAUGUGUACAAUUCACUGGAUUUGCCAGAAGAGGAAUGGGAACAUACCUAUAAGACGAAUCUAAGAGGGGCAUGGUUGGUGUCGAAAUAUGUAUGUAGACAUAUGCGCGAUUCUAAACAGGGCGGAGGCUCUGUGAUUAAUAUCUCUUCAAUUGCUGGUUUAAAUCGAGUACUAAUACCCGGGGGUCUUGCUUAUGCUUCUUCGAAGAUGGCUCUUGACAUGGUCACUAAGAUGAUGGCCCUUGAGUUGGGAGUAAACAAUAUCAGAGUGAACUCAAUAUCACCAGGAAUUUUCAAAUCCGAGAUAACAAAGAGUCUCAUGGAAAAAGAAUGGUUCAAUAAUGUUACUGUAAGAACCAUUCCUCUGAGAACUCUUGGAACGACAGAUCCGGCUUUAACAUCAACCGUUAGGUACUUAAUCCAUGAUUCUUCAGAAUAUGUAUCGGGCAAUGUAUUCAUAGUUGAUGCUGGAACAACCUUAACAGGUGUUCCAAUUUUCUCAUCGCUUUAAAAUUAGCUCAUGAAGAUAUGAAAACGUUGAAUCUGUCGACAUGUAUUUCUUUUUUGUACUCUUUCUCAAAGCGAAAUGUAUCUUAAGACUGUUAAAAUAAGUUCCAUAUUGGUUGAGGGAA
This is a messenger RNA of Solanum pennellii, 1192 nucleotides long. RefSeq names its product 3-oxoacyl-[acyl-carrier-protein] reductase FabG-like. Gene Ontology annotation, molecular function: oxidoreductase activity. The transcript has 3 exons. NCBI's taxonomy places the organism in Eukaryota, Viridiplantae, Streptophyta, Magnoliopsida, Solanales, Solanaceae. Bases 256 to 1071 code for a protein of 271 amino acids. The record is from RefSeq and is a predicted model, not a curated record.